AUGGGUACGAUAGCCCUUCUCUUGCUCGCCGUGCUUUCCUCGCCAAUUUCCUCCAUAAUUUCGCCGAUUGCGCAAAAAGAGGAAGCGAGUUCUCUUUAUUGUUUCGUGAAACCCCCACCGAAAACCGUUUUCAAUCCGCGCCUAUUGGAGAAUAUCACGUGCACUCACUUCGUAUUUGGCGAGUUUUCUAUUGACAAUGCGAAAGGAACCCCAAAAUUCACCAAUUUUGAUUUGAUUUACGCUGGAAGCGAUGGAAAUAUUAGGAAUUUCCUCAGACUCCGCCAAAAACAUCCGAAAUCGAAAUUCCUUCUUGGCGUUCGACGAAGUGCUCCAUUCACGGACUCAAUUCAAGCAAAACACGUUGCACGAGGUGCAAAGAGAGCCGCUGUUGAAAGAAAUUUUGAUGGAAUCUUUUUCGAGUUCAAUGGAUAUCAUUUGGAGACUUCGUCGUCAGCCGUUUUCAUUAAGGAAAUUUCAAUGGGAAAUGGAACCAUGAAUACGAUUGGUAUUUCGGCUCGUCGAGUUUGGCAAAGAGAUUCGGUGGAGAGAAUCCGGCAAACAAUCAAUUAUGUUGAAAACGUCUAUGUUGAUAUGUCGACACUUCCGUCGAAUGAAGAUCCGCUGAUCAUCACUCAUAUUGAUCCAUUGUGGGCGAACGGAACUGUCGUUUAUGAGGACACAAUUCAAGGCACCGUUGAUAAAUUAUCUGAGAAUGGAGUGAUGCCAAAUAAGGUUGUUGUCGGUUUCACUGCUGGAGGUUGGAUGUUCGAAGUGCCAAAUGUUUUGAGAAUCAAUCACGGCGAUUUUGCGACGUCUGAAGGAAAGCGAAUUCCAUAUCAAGACACUUGCAAAACUCGAGGUACCAUUGUAUUUGAUAAUCAAACUCUGGACGAAGUGACACUUUAUCGUAACACAUGGGUAUCGGCAAAUGUGCCAACUCGACAAGGUCUCGGCAAGAAAAUGGGAUGGGUGUUGUCGGAGAAAUUCGCUGGAAUUGGAAUUUCCAACAUUUUCGAUGAUGAUCCGCAUUCGAAAUGUGGUGCCGAUCCACUUCCGCUUCACAAUUUCGCGAUGAGAAUGAUUCGCGAUGUGAUUCCAUCUUCGCCAGCGAAAUGCACAAGAAUUUGCUAUUUGGAAACAUCGAGAAUCGACAAAUCAUUCCCAUUCGAUUCGCUGAAAUCGGAAUUCUGCUCACACAUUGUUAUCGAUUAUUUCGACAUUGAUGUUCAAGAUGUUUCAAUGGUCCGUGAAGGAGCCGAUCUUCUCAUUGCCAGAAUUGACAAGUGGAGAUUGAAGAUCGGAGAAGUCGCGCCAAGACUGAUUCUUUCUAUUGGAGGACAUCAGCAAACAACGACAUGGUCGUUGCUACUUGCCGAUGAUGUGAAACGAAAUGAACUGGCUAAAGAUAUUCUCAUGAAAGUUGACGAAUUGAAUGCCGAUGGAGUGGAAAUCUCGUGGACUUUGGAAUCGAUGAACAAUGAAUUCGAUAAAAAUAAUUUGAAUAGUUUCAUUACCGAUAUUAACACAUUGUCGAAGAAAAAUCCAGUGGAAGUUGUUGUCGCUGCAUCGGCAGCAAGCACCUACUCAAAUUGGUACGACGUCGAAUUCCUUAACAAAACCGUCGAUCUUGUCGUCCUUCAAACGCAUAGACUUCAUAGCAAUCGUAGUCCAUUCACUGGACAUCCAUCACCGCUUCGUGCCACUUCUUCGAUGAACGAUCAAAAAAUGAGUUGGGAGGAAAUGGUGAAGUAUUGGACGAAAUUUGGAAUGGCCAGGAAACGAAUCGCUGUUGCAUUGAGCGCUGCCGCAAUUUCGAUGACAUCUCUUGCCGAUCAAAAGAGCUUCGGACAAACUGGUCCGUUCGGACAAGCUGCAUUCGUUUCAGCAUUUCGAGCCGAGAAUUUGGAUAUUCGCACACAGCAGGAGAUUUGCGAAUCGAUCAAAAUGGAAUCAGCCAAUCCUGAAUGGGUUCCAAUUGCUGAAGUUCCAUACCUCAUGCGAAAUGGUCAAUUCGUCGCCUAUGAAAACGUGAGAUCUGCCCAUAUCAAAGCGGUUUGGGCAUCGAUGCAAGGAAUUGGAAUCACUGUGCAUGACGUCGACGCCGAUGAUCCGCAUGGAAUCUGUGAUAACCGCACCGCCUUCCCGCUUCUUUCGCAAAUAUCGAGAGUUCAAGUGUGCCCGAGAUGCGUCAAGCAUCACGAUUUCCGAAAAUGCUCCCACAAAUUCAAAGUCUCUUGCAGUUUCGAUUUGAAGAAAUCAGUUCCAUUGUUCAAAACGGAGAUUGUCCCAUAUGAAAGAUGUACAGAAGUUGUAGUUGAGCAAGCAAAACUCAGCAAUUCCGGUCGAAUUCACUUCCACGAUCCUUCUGAGGAGGAAAACCUCAAAUGUUUGGCGAAAAUGCGCAAGAAAAUGGUCAAAUGCGGAAUGAUUUUAUCAUUGUCUUGUGGAACAUCGGAACGCCAAUUUACGAAUCUGCUCAUCGAUAAUAUGACGCAUACAAUUGAUAAUAUUAUGGAGGCUAUGAAAAAAUAUGAAUUAUCGGGAAUUCAGCUUGAUUGCGAGAAUGUAAUUAAACGCAAUAAUAAUAUUCAAUUCAACAGUUUUGUUCGAAAUCUUCGAGCAAAGCUCGAUGAGCAUUUGGCUGCGAACAAGUGCCGAAGAACAUUAUCGAUCAGAUUCUCACCGCAUACCUCGACUCCAAAUCAAUAUUAUCAAAUUUCGCUUCUCAACAAACUUGAUCAUGUCUCGAUCGCUGUCUCCGAUCAUCAUCACACUGAUAGGCCAUUCUUCUACAAUAACACAGAAGAAGAAAACUACGAGACAACAUUGUUGACUUGGCUGCAAUCGGGAGUGAAGCCUGAAAAGAUGAUUCUGGAAAUCUCGCCGUUUGGAAUUAGAAGCGACGGUGGAAAGAAGCACACUAUGUCGCAAGGAAAUGUUUGCGAAACGGCUGGAAAUCGUGCGCAUUUCGUUGAAAACUAUGAAACGUUGACAGCUUAUCAUAAGCAUUCGACAGGCGUGUUAUCGAUUCCAACAAUCAACACCGUGAAAUACAAGAUGGGAUUCGCAAUUCGCGAAAAUCUUGGCGGAAUUUCAUUCCGUUCCGUUAAUGGAGACGAUUAUACCGGAAUCUGCGGCCGCGGAUCAUUCCCGAUUCUCAAAUCAUUGUAUUCUUCAAACACGUGCCAUUAA
This is a messenger RNA of Caenorhabditis bovis, 3192 nucleotides long. NCBI's taxonomy places the organism in Eukaryota, Metazoa, Nematoda, Chromadorea, Rhabditida, Rhabditidae. The record is from the annotation of a GenBank genome assembly.